This is a messenger RNA of Peromyscus leucopus (white-footed mouse), 2241 nucleotides long. RefSeq names its product solute carrier family 1 member 6 (gene Slc1a6). Gene Ontology annotation, cellular component: plasma membrane. The record is from RefSeq and is a predicted model, not a curated record. Gene Ontology annotation, biological process: L-glutamate transmembrane transport. Lineage: Eukaryota; Metazoa; Chordata; Mammalia; Rodentia; Cricetidae. The coding region runs from base 167 to 1981 and encodes 604 amino acids. Gene Ontology annotation, molecular function: glutamate:sodium symporter activity; neutral L-amino acid transmembrane transporter activity; L-glutamate transmembrane transporter activity. The transcript is spliced from 9 exons.
AGUGAAGGAGGCUGGAGGCGGAAAACCUGAAAGGUGUGCAGCAUUGUGUGUGUGUGUGCGUGUUUUUACCCUGUCUCUAACCACCCUCUCUGGUAACCUUUUGCUGCUGGGAUAAAAACUGAAUCCGAUCCACGGCAGGGUCUCAGUCGUCCCUGCAAGGAAGCACAUGGGCGUCGCCCUUCCCCUGAUUUCUGAGCUGCAAGUGCCCGCCCCUCCACCUUACCCACUCUUUUCCCAGACUCCUCCCUCACCAGACCUGGUCUCCUCUGUCCCCGGCAGAAACGCGAUGAGUAGCCACGGCAACAGUCUGUUCCUGAGGGAGAGCGGCCAGCGCCUGGGUGGUGUGGGCUGUCUGCAGGGCCUGCAGGACAGUCUGCAUCAGAGAGCACUGCGCACGCGCCUGCGUCUGCAGACCAUGACCCGAGAGCACGUGCGGCGCUUUCUGCGCAGAAAUGCCUUCAUCUUGCUCACAGUCAGCGCUGUGAUCAUUGGGGUCAGCCUAGCAUUCGCCUUGCGUCCAUACCAGCUUUCCUACCGCCAGAUCAAGUACUUCUCUUUUCCUGGUGAGCUGCUCAUGAGGAUGCUGCAGAUGCUGGUGCUCCCCCUCAUCGUCUCCAGCCUUGUCACAGGUAUGGCAUCCCUGGACAACAAGGCAACAGGGCGGAUGGGAAUGCGGGCAGCUGUAUACUACAUGGUGACCACAGUCAUUGCGGUUUUCAUCGGGAUCCUAAUGGUCACCAUCAUCCACCCUGGGAAAGGCUCCAAGGAGGGGCUGCACCGUGAGGGCCGAAUUGAGACUGUCCCAACAGCUGAUGCUUUCAUGGACCUGGUCAGAAAUAUGUUUCCACCUAACCUUGUGGAGGCCUGCUUCAAACAGUUUAAGACGCAGUACAGCACCCGAGUGGUAACCAGGACUAUUGUAAGGACAGAGAAUGGGUCAGAGCUGGGAGCCUCUAUGUCUCCCCCAUCCUCAGUGGAGAAUGAAACCAGCAUCCUGGAAAACGUCACCCGGGCCUUGGGCACCCUGCAGGAGGUGAUAAGCUUCGAGGAGACUGUUCCUGUGCCUGGUUCAGCCAAUGGCAUCAAUGCCUUGGGCCUUGUGGUCUUCUCUGUGGCCUUCGGGCUGGUCAUUGGUGGCAUGAAGCACAAAGGCCGUGUCCUGAGGGACUUCUUUGACAGCCUCAAUGAGGCUAUUAUGAGGCUGGUGGGCAUCAUCAUCUGGUAUGCACCUGUGGGCAUCCUGUUCCUGAUUGCUGGGAAGAUUCUGGAAAUGGAAGACAUGGCUGUCCUUGGAGGUCAGCUGGGCAUGUAUACUCUGACUGUCAUCGUUGGCUUGUUCCUCCAUGCUGGUGGUGUUUUGCCCCUCAUCUACUUUCUCGUCACCCAUCGGAACCCCUUCCCAUUCAUUGGGGGCAUGCUACAGGCCCUCAUCACAGCCAUGGGUACCUCUUCCAGCUCUGCAACCCUGCCUAUCACUUUCCGAUGCCUGGAGGAGGGCCUGGGUGUGGACCGCCGCAUCACCAGGUUCGUGCUACCUGUGGGGGCCACUGUCAACAUGGAUGGCACUGCACUCUACGAGGCCUUGGCAGCCAUCUUUAUUGCUCAAGUCAACAACUAUGAGCUCAACCUGGGCCAGAUCACCACAAUCAGCAUCACAGCCACAGCUGCCAGUGUAGGAGCAGCUGGCAUUCCCCAGGCAGGACUGGUCACCAUGGUGAUUGUGCUCACGUCCGUCGGCCUGCCCACAGAGGACAUCACGCUGAUCAUAGCUGUGGAUUGGUUCCUUGACCGGCUGCGUACGAUGACCAAUGUACUGGGAGACUCAAUUGGAGCGGCCGUCAUUGAGCAUUUGUCCCAACGGGAGCUGGAGCUGCAGGAGGCUGAGCUGACCCUUCCCAGCCUGGGGAAGCCCUACAAGUCACUCAUGGCACAAGAAAAGGGGGCAUCAAGGGGUCGGGGAGGUAAUGAGAGUGUCAUGUGAGAAACUUCCAGCUCCAUCCAGGGAGGAGGGAAGGGACUGGGAGGGGGGUCCUGGGGACAAUUUGUUACCUAACUGACUGUGGGCUGAACAUACAUGUUCUGUGUGGUUUCUCUGGGGGCUGCUGAGAUAAAAGAGAAGGAAUGAAAGGUCUCCAAGGUGUACUCAUCACUGUGGCAUUUGUGUGCUUCAAAUACAAGAACAACCUAAGGGAGGGAAGAAUUACUUGGGCUAUGGUUCUAAAGGGCUUUAGUUCUCUAUAG